Molecule: messenger RNA, 2081 nt
Organism: Dipodomys ordii (Ord's kangaroo rat)
Lineage: Eukaryota; Metazoa; Chordata; Mammalia; Rodentia; Heteromyidae
Product: zinc finger protein 14 homolog
Exons: 5
Coding region: 231-1835 (534 amino acids)
Biological process (GO): regulation of DNA-templated transcription
Source: RefSeq, a predicted model, not a curated record
CUUGUCAUACAAUAUAAGCUGGUUCCAGUUAAUCUAGUUGGUUACACUAGACUGGUACACCUGACCUGAUGAGUCUAUUGGCUUGGUAAAACACCUUUCUUCCCAGUGAAUAAAUGGAAUGAUGGAGAAUACUCCGAUACACCUUUUUCCACUUUGGUUUCUGUGAACCCUGCAGUUCUCCAACAGAAAAAUACUGAGACGAUUUGACCAGUUUUUACAGUUUGAGAACCAUGGCCCAUGGUUCAGUGACGUUCAGGGAUGUGGCCAUUGACUUCUCUCAGGAAGAAUGGGAAUUCUUGAACUCUGCCCAGAAGGACCUCUACAGAGAUGUAAUGUGGGAGAACUAUAGCAACUUUAUCUCACUAGCAGGCCCUUCCAUAUGUAAACCAGAUAUGAAUGUCUUAUUGGAUGAAGAAGGAAAGGAACCCAGCACAGUUGUGAAAGAAGGGACAAGAAGAUACAGCCCUGAUUGGGAGUCCAGAUACAAUGCCAAUACUUCAUCUCCAGAAAGGGACAUUUAUGAAAUAUUUUCCUUACAAUGGGAGAUAAUGGAAAGAAUGAAAAGCUAUAGCUUACAGGGCUCCAUCUUUAGACAUGAUUGGGCAUGCAAAAGCAAGACCGAGGAGCAAAAAGAACAAGAAGAGAGUUAUUUGGGCCAGGUGAAACUUACCUCUGGUAAAGUUACUACUUACAAAAAGCACAGUUUUCUUACUGACUAUCCAAGAGUUCAUAAUGGAGAGAAGCUGUAUGAAUGUAAGGAAUGUCAGAAGACCUUCAUUCGGCGCUCAACACUUAGUCAGCACCUAAGGAUCCACACAGGUGAGAAACCUUAUAAAUGUAAGGUUUGCGGGCAGCCCUUUAGACAGCGAGCGCACCUCAUUCGCCAUCACAAACUUCAUACUGGCGAAAAACCCUAUGAGUGCAAGGAAUGUGGGAAGGCCUUUACAGUGCUCCAGGAACUAACGCAGCACCAGAGACUUCAUACCGGGGAGAAACCCUACGAGUGCAAGGAGUGUGGGAAAGCCUUUCGCGUGCACCAGCAGCUGGCUCGGCAUCAGAGGAUCCACACCGGAGAGAAACCCUAUGAGUGUAAAGAUUGUGGGAAGACAUUUAGACAGUGCACGCACCUGACUCGACACCAGAGACUCCAUAAUUCCGAGAAGCUCUAUGAAUGUAAGGAAUGUGGGAAAGCCUUCGUGUGUGGCCCAGACCUUAGAGUACAUCAGAAAAUCCAUUUUGGCGAGAAACCCUAUGCAUGUAAGGACUGUGGCAAGGCCUUUCGAAUAUGCCAGCAACUGACCGUCCAUCAGAGUAUUCACACGGGCGAGAAGCCCUACGAAUGUAAGGAAUGUGGGAAAACUUUUAGGUUACGGCAGCAGCUUGUCCGCCAUCAGAGAAUCCAUACCCGUGAGAAGCCCUAUGAGUGUAUGGACUGCUGGAAGACCUUCAGCAGUUACUCCCAACUCAUUUCCCAUCAGAGCAUUCAUGUGGGCGAGAGACCCUAUGAGUGUGAGGAGUGUGGGAAGGCCUUUCGCCUGCUCUCCCAGCUCACACAGCAUCAGAGCAUUCACACCGGCGAGAAGCCUUAUGAGUGUAAGGAGUGUCAAAAACCUUUCAGACUGCUCUCCCAGCUCACUCAGCAUCAGAGCAUUCACACAGGCGAGAAGCCUUACGAAUGUAAGGAAUGCGGCAAGGCCUUUAGACUUUAUUCAUUUCUCACCCAACACCAGAGAAUUCAUACUGGAGAGAAACCCUACAAAUGUAAGGAGUGUAAAAAGGCCUUUCGACAGCAUUCACACCUCACUCAGCAUCACAAGAUUCACAAUGGAGCUUAAGACAAGAAACCAUUCUGGUGGACAUACUAUGUUACAGCAUCGGAAUGUCCAUGUUAUUCAAUAAUGUAAUGAAUGUAGGCAAAAAUCUUCAGCUCCAUUUUCCUUCGUCAUUACUAUUGUGAUUUUUUUUGGACCAGAUAUUAAUCUUUUGUACCUACUUUGCUCAUUGUAAAAUGAUAAUAGUCCUUAUGUGUGUUAGCUAUUUAUUGCUGUAUAAUAAAUUACCACAAAACUUAGGGCUUAAAA